Cyphomyrmex costatus is the source of this 1055-nucleotide messenger RNA. Its product is annotated as putative nuclease HARBI1. The record is from RefSeq and is a predicted model, not a curated record. The transcript is spliced from 3 exons. The coding region runs from base 14 to 571 and encodes 185 amino acids. Lineage: Eukaryota; Metazoa; Arthropoda; Insecta; Hymenoptera; Formicidae.
UAUUUGAAAUAUAAUGGAUAAUGUAUUUAUAAAUGAUUCUGACGAUGAAUUUGAAGACGAAAAUCCUGAAGAUCGAAAUUUGUGGCGGCUUGCGAAAAGGUACAUACGUAAUUGGGAAAAUCCCAUAGAAUUUUUUGAAGAUAUUCCUUUUCGGAAAAGAUACAGAUUCAGCAAAAGAGCUGUGAUCGAAAUCUUAUUACCUUUGGUAAAUGCUCAACUGAGGCGAUUGGAUAAUCGUGGACUGCCGAUUUCCCCACUGAUGCAGCUUUUAGUAACACUGCGUUUUUAUGCAACAAGUAGCUUUCAGAUUGUGAAUGGAGACUUGCGAGGAUUUAGCCAAGCUACAGUAUCAAGAAUUAUUGUACGAGUUUCCAGAAUUAUAGCAUCACACUUAAGUGAAUAUAUUAAUUUUUUUACCGAAGAAAAACGUCGGAGUAAUAAAAAUAAAUUUUAUGAGAUUGCCAACUUUCCAUCUAUAAUAGGGUGUAUUGAUUGCACCCAUAUACGCAUUGCAAAUCCUGGACGGAAUUAUGGAGAAGUAUUCCGGAAUAGAAAGGAUAGUUUUCUUUAAAUGUACAGGUUGUAAGUGGAUCCCAACGAGAAAUUCUUGAUAUCGUUGUCAGGCAUCCUGGUUCAACUCACGACGCCGUGAUAUUUGAUCGAAGCGGUUUGCGCUGUCGUUUCGAUCUGGGACGCCUAGAUGGAAUUCUACUUGCUGAUAGUGGAUAUGCGUGCCGCAGCUAUCUAUUGACACCUGUUUUAAGACCUGAGACAGACGCAGAAGUUCGGUACAAUACUGCGCACAAGAAAACGCGAAUUAUCGUUGAACAGUUAUUUGGAUGUUGGAAACGUCGAUUUCCAUGUCUAUAUUAUGGCUUACGCACAAAGUUGAGCACAUCAGUGGUAAUUAUUUGCGCCACCGCCGUUUUGCACAAUAUGUGCAUUAAAUGUAAUUUAGGCGAAGUGAUUGAAGAAGUAUUUAACGAACCUAUAAUUGAAAACAUUGUAAAUCGAGAACAAGAUGGAAUAGGACUUGUACAUAGAAACGCUUUUAU